AUGACACUCCAGGGUCUCUGUAUAAAUAUUCAUCCAUUUAGUAGUGCUGCCAAACUCCUGAACGGCUGCAAGAAGAUACAAGUGGUAAAGACUCACAUGAGACUUAGCUCUUCAGUUUGUUUCUCCACGUUGACUGCACUGAAAAAAAUGGAUCACCUGGAGAACUCCACACUGUCACCCAAACAACUCUUCGAGCACACACCGAGCACCGCGCACUCCCAGGCGGACAAAAGCGACGGGAACGCGUACCGGUACAUACUAAUAGUCAUGUCUUUCUACGGAAUCUUCCUCUGUGGUUUAAUGCUGGGCUACUUCCGCUCCAAAAGGAGAGAGAAGAGGAGGACCAACGUCUUCACGCGCCUCGUGCACGAGGAAGCGCAAAGGGAGUGGGGCUCGCUGCCCAAGAAACACAGCCUCACCUUUCCCGCCGCUGUCUCGGAGCUGCGCUCGGUGCACGUGUCCCUGCCUUUCUGCGGUGCCCACGUCAACCACUUUGGACACCUCCACUACGAGGGCGCGCUGCCAUCGCCGCUGGCGUGCACGCUGUGCGCGGAGCAGAGCAGCAUCAGCUCGCUGUGCUCCUCAGCGGACACGCACUUCGUCAUAGAGGAGGAGUCGGACAGCGGCACGGCGGACGGGUCGGAGGAGACCGGGAAGGGAGCGUCCGAGAACAGCGCGGAUGAUUCAGGCUGAACUCAGGAAGCCCAGGAAAGACUCUGUGUGUGUGUGUUACCCUCCAAGGCCAUAAAAGAGGUGAAACAUCACCUGGAGAGAAAACCACGAGGUUCUUGGGAAUCUUCAUAUCACAGAGGCCCAAACAGUCCAACUUAAAAACCAUAAAAACUCCCUAAACCAGCAUAAAAGAGGAGAAACAUCACCUGGAGAGAAAACCAGGAGGUUCUUGGGAAUCUUCAUAUCACAAAGGCCCAAACAGUCCAAGUUUCAGUGAGGGUUAAAUCAUCUGAGUGCCAUAAAAACUCCCCAAACCAGCAUGAUAUGAUCUCCAUAAAAGAGGAGAAACAUCACCUGGAGAGAAAACCAGGAGGUUUCUUGGGAAUCUUCAUAUCACAGAGGAACAAACAGUCCAACUUUCAGUGAGGCUUAGAUCAUCUGAGUGCCAUAAAAACUCCCCAAAUCAGGCUGAACUCUGCCCAGGAAAAACUCUGUGUUACCCUCCACGGCCAAAAAAGAGGAGAAACAUCACCUGGAGAGAAAACCAGGAGGUUCUUGGGAAUCUUCAUAUCACAGAGGAACAAACAGUCCAACUUUUCAGUGAGGCUUAAAUCAUCUGAGUGCCAUAAAAACUCCCCAAACCAGCAUGAUAUGAUCUCCAUAAAAGGGCUGGAACAAGUCAGACAAGACUAUGUGUCCUAUAUGAUCUGUAUUAGACUGUAGUCAGUGACAGUUUAGAGGGAGCAGAAUAUUUGUUAUUUGAUGUUUUGCAUGAUCUCUGCUGCAAAUAUAGGAGAAGUAAGAACAAAUUCAGACUCUGACUUCUUUAGAAAUCAUUUUAAAUGACAAGAUAAUCAUGGUGAGAGUGAAACAUGUGACUACAAUGGUCAUUUUUAUGUAGUUAUAUGUUAGUUAUAUGUAGGCGUAAUCUAUAGACAGUGAUGUCAUUAUUCAAUUUAAUCCUAUGCAGCUUUAUUUAUCCCUGCAAAGGCAGAUGUAUGCAGCAGCACCACCAAGUUCAUCAAACACACACAUCUGUAGCUAUAUGCUGGAAUCAUUAAUGAAUAAAUAAAUAUAAAUAUCCAAAUAAAUGAUACAAUUAGAUAUUAAAAAGAAACACUAUUUACUAUUAUACUAUAUCAUGUCAUUGUAUAACUCUGACUGGCCUCAUUCGGUGGUGACCCCUCCCUGCUGGAUGGAGCCCCCUCCUGACGCCACACUGAGAAGCAGCUCAGAGCUCCGGGCUGAUGACUCACCCUGCAGGGGGCUGAGUGAGAGACUGGCUUUUCUUUUUUUUUUGGGGUCUAUUCGGACUGAACUUGACUUACUCUUGCCGACACGGUCUCGAGUAUUGAAACAUACCUGGAACCCACUUGAAAGAAACUAAAAAUGUAUUUGUUGUAGCUUCAUGAUCGACACUGUUGUUCACACACACGGUCAAUGAUGUGGGUUUACUUGAUGAAAGCAAUGCACUGUACAUAUUGGUUGUGUUUUUUUCACUUCAUAAGGCUUCAAGAGUCUUUGUAGUGUUUCAGAAAUAAUAAUAAAUGCUUAUGAAUUAA
Messenger RNA from Sebastes umbrosus (honeycomb rockfish), 2234 nucleotides. It is a transcript of the gene kcne4, whose product is annotated as potassium voltage-gated channel, Isk-related family, member 4. The record is from RefSeq and is a predicted model, not a curated record. Gene Ontology annotation, biological process: membrane repolarization during action potential; regulation of heart rate by cardiac conduction; ventricular cardiac muscle cell action potential. Lineage: Eukaryota; Metazoa; Chordata; Actinopteri; Perciformes; Sebastidae. Gene Ontology annotation, molecular function: voltage-gated potassium channel activity involved in ventricular cardiac muscle cell action potential repolarization; transmembrane transporter binding; delayed rectifier potassium channel activity. Gene Ontology annotation, cellular component: membrane.